Molecule: messenger RNA, 1175 nt
Organism: Gossypium raimondii (Peruvian cotton)
Lineage: Eukaryota; Viridiplantae; Streptophyta; Magnoliopsida; Malvales; Malvaceae
Exons: 5
Coding region: 251-976 (241 amino acids)
Source: RefSeq, a predicted model, not a curated record
CUGCUGGCACUGCCACUGGAGAGAGACGCGCCGUUCCCUUUUUUCCUGAUUUUUUCGUAUCUCCCCCCACCACUAACCUCCACAAAGGCCCUCAACCCAACACUUUGUCCUCUUUUUAGAUCUCCCUUUCAAUGACAUUUCAUUGAUGGCUGAUGACUUUUUUAACACCCCCCUCUCCUCCUCCCCCAAUUAUUCGUUAUAAAACUCCUGACAUCCACUCCUGCUUCUUCUACAAACAGCAAAACAGAACAUGGUUGGUCCAAGACCAAUUCCUCAUUGGCUUGGGGUUCUUCUUGGACAAAAGUUCUUCGAUCCUUGCAUACUUCAUGAAUCUGCAAAGAAGAAUGAGAAGAACAUUUUCUGCUUGAAUUGUUGCAUUACAAUUUGCCCUCACUGCUUGCCACUUCACCGUCAUCAUCGUCGCUUACAGAUAAGAAGGUAUGUUUAUCAAGAUGUUAUACGAUUGAGUGAUGCUCAGAAACUGAUCAAUUGUUCCCUCGUUCAACCUUACACAACAAACAGUGCCAAAGUAAUAUUUUUGAAUGAAAGGCCAAUGUCACGCCCAUUUAGAGGCUCUGGUAACUUGUGCGUCAAAUGCGAUCGCAGCCUUCAAGACCCGUUUCUCUUCUGCUCCCUCUCUUGCAAGGUUAAGCACUUGUUGUACAAAAGUAGAAAUGAUUUUUGGUUGGUAGAGCAGGAAGUGGAUCCUCAAAUGACUCCUGACUCAGUCCUGGAUUUCCAUAGAUCAAGUUGGUCAGGAGGAUCCGCAAACACAGCUGCCACUAGCAAUGGUGACAGUGGAACCAACUGCAAGCCAUCUUCACUACUUUGCACAGCUACAACGGAGUUUCUCAAGAUAAACAAGAAGAAACGGAGCUGCAUCCUAACCCCUCGAGUUCCCCACCGCCACAGAUGCUCACAGACUGAGAGUAAUAGCCGCCGGAAAGGUGUGCCUCAUAGAUCACCUUUGAAUUAAAUGGGUUGUGUUUCCAAAGAAAUGGGGAAGUUUUGAGUGCCUUGUAAAGUCAAUUAAUUGCUUCCUCAAAUUUUGUAUAGUUGUUAAACCUAUUAGACAUAAGAAUACAUGUUAGAAUUGGAUCACUGUUAAAAGAAUUAGAGAAAGAUGAUUCAUAAUGUCAAACUUGGUAGUAAUUCAGAUGGGAUUCUAAAUCUAA